UUCAUAAUUAAGUUAGAAAACUAGACAAAUUAAAGAAAGAUGAGCUUCACAUGGCCAGGCAACGCCGCCGCCUUCUCCAUUUUCAUGUCCCUCACAUUGGUUACUUCCUCAAUGCCCCACAACGGCGAUUCCCACCUAACCAGCGGUCCAGCGGCUAGCCCUGCGGCGGCGGCGGGCGGUAGACACAAAAGCCAAUUACAGCAGUGGUACACUGACUCUCUGCCCAAAAACGUGACGGAGUUUCUGGACAACUGCACCGACCACAUGGCGCUGGAAUGUGCGGAGGAGGUAAUCGAUGCGAUACUGUGGAUGGGCUCCAUUUCCGACGCCUGUUGCACCGACCUGGUCAGCAUGGGCAUCGAGUGCCAGACUUCAUUGGUCAAACUCUUUGUCAACUCGCCUCUUCAGAAGGUCAACGCCCCCGCUGUUAUCGCUAAUGGUCAACAGAUAUUCGACAAUUGUACCCUGGUUGAUAGGAAGCGUCGCUAUGGGAACACACAAUAAAAAAACGCUACGUCAAUAUGAAUACUAAAGAUAUUUCCUACAGCGUGAUCGAAAGUGUUAGAUCCGGGGAGGGAACACCCUAUAAUGAGGAGGAGUUGAGCAUAGUAUGUAUCAUCUUUUACUUUUUAAGCCAAUGAUGUAAGCUUCAGACAUUUAUGUAUGUUAUAAAUUUUAUAACUC
This is a messenger RNA of Cuscuta epithymum, 684 nucleotides long. Lineage: Eukaryota; Viridiplantae; Streptophyta; Magnoliopsida; Solanales; Convolvulaceae. The record is from the annotation of a GenBank genome assembly.